GGAAAGGGGCGGGUCGGGCUGGGAGGCUAGCCAAAGUCUGCGGAGGUCUUUGAGGGAAGUCGAGUUUCCGGAAGUGGCCGUUAUAAACACUGUCUCCCAGGGGCUAGUCCCCCUUCUGUUCCCCUCCCCCGUGCUCUUUGUUCCCUCUCCCCGGGUCCUAGAGUCCGUCGAGUUCCAAUGAUUUUUGCUCUGACCCCGCGGUCCGCUUUGGCCUCUCAGUCUUUGAGAUUGGAAGCUGCCCCCAGAGGUCUUGGGUGUGCAGUCUGCUUCACGGGAGCCCCCUGAGACACGCUGAGAGAGAUGAGUACAUUCUGGAUGACCUACAGAAGGACUCAGAUGUGAGACUUUAGCCCGUGUAACCUAUAAGCCAAGGACGUCUUGGACAGUUUUAAUCAUCAAUAACAAAGUAUAUCAUUAAGUAACAGUGGAUUAUUUUGAAAGAGUUGGAAGACUUGUCAUGAGUUUAAACACUUCAAGCAAUACCCCUGGUGAUAUCCAAAGGUUGAAGAAUGCCUCAUCUGAUAUAAAACAAAUGGUUAAAAGUGAAGCCGACUUGGAUAUUACUGCUGAGCUCAGAAAGAAACUCCAUCGGGCUAAGAAAGAAAAAUUAGAAAUAACAACUAAGCACAAUGCAGAGCUGGCAAGCUAUGAGAGCCACAUUGCGAAGCUACGAUCUGAGGUUGAAAAAGGAGAGGCAUUGAGACAAAGUCUGGAGUAUGACCUAGCUGUUGCUAGAAAGGAAGCUGGACUUGGAAGACGGGCUGCUGAAGAAAGAUUAGCUGAGGCACAUAGGAUCCAAGAGAAACUCUGUGCUCAGAAUGCAGAACUUCAGGGAAAGGCAAAUGAGAUUGAGAAAGCAUUCCAGACUUCCCAGCAGAAAUGGAAAGAAGAAUGUAGAAGAUUUGAACAUGAUUUGGAGGAAAGAGACAGUAUAAUUCAAAAUUGCAAUCAAGAAUAUGAUUUACUUAUGAAAGAAAAAAGCAGACUGGAGAAAACCCUACAGGAAGCAUUGGAAAAACAUCAGCAGGAGAAUAAUGAGAUGGAGUCUCAUAUCAAGGAGACCGCAUUGGAGGAGUUUAGAUUGCAAGCAGAACAAUGGGAAGCAGAAAGAAGAGAGUUACAAUUUAUAGUACAGGAGCAAGAUAAUGCUGUACAAAAUAUGCACAAGAAGGUAGAAAAAUUAGAAGCUGAACACAUGGACUGCUCUGACCUUUUACGGCGACAAACAAGUGAACUUGAAUUUAGCACUCAACGAGAGGAACGUCUUAGAAAAGAGUUUGAGGCAACUACUCUAAGAGUGAGGAAAUUGGAAGAGAGUAUUGAAGCAGAAAGAGCAGCACAUUUGGAAUCAAAAUUUAAUUCUGAAAUUAUUCAGUUACGGAUUCGAGACCUUGAAGGAGCUUUGCAGGUAGAAAAGGCCAGCCAAGCAGAAGCUGUUGCGGAUUUGGAAAUGAUCAAGAAUGAAUUCAAGGAAGUCGAAAAUGCAUAUGAGCGAGAAAAGCAUAAUGCGCAAGAGAGCUUUGCAAAACUAAAUGUACUAGAAAGAGAGUAUUUCUCCAAAAACAAGAAACUAAAUGAAGAAAUUGAGGAACAGAAGAAAGUAAUUAUAGACCUUUCAAAGAGACUCCAGUAUAAUGAAAAAAGUUGCAGUGAAUUACAGGAAGAGCUUGUAAUGGCUAAGAAGCACCAGGCUUUUCUAGUAGAGACAUGUGAAAAUAACGUGAAAGAAUUGGAAUCGAUCUUGGACAGCUUUACUGUGUCGGGCCAGUGGACAUCAGGCAUCCACAAGGACAAAGAUAAACCUCCCAGCUUCUCUGUUGUCCUUGAGACUUUGAGGCGUACCUUGACAGAUUACCAGAACAAGCUGGAAGAUGCAUCUAAUGAGCUAAGCAGCAUUAAUAAUGCUAAGGAAAAGGCAUCUAGUGAACUUGAUUCUACCAAACAGAAGAUAGAAUCUCACACUAGAAAUAUAAAGGACCUUCAGGACAAACUGGCUGAUGUCAAUAAAGAGUUAAGUCAUUUACGCACUAAAUGUGCAGACAGAGAGGCUCUAAUAAGCACUUUGAAAGUGGAACUACAAAAUGUGCUGCACUGUUGGGAGAAGGAAAAGGUGCGAGCAGCCCAGUCUGAAAGUGAGCUGCAGAAGCUUUCUCAAACUUUCCGUAAGGAUUCAGAGGAAAAGCUAACCUUCCUUCAUACCUUGUAUCAGCACUUGAUAGCAGGCUCUGUGCUCAUAAAACAACCAGAAGGCAUGCUGGAUAAAUUCUCUUGGUCUGAGCUUUGUGCAGUCUUGCAGGAGAAUGUUGAUGCCCUGAUCGUAGACCUCAACAGGGCUAAUGAGAAGAUAAGUCAUCUAGAGUAUAUCUGUAAGAACAAGUCUGAUACGAUGAGAGAGCUUCAGCAGACCCAGGAAGACACCUUUAACAAAGUGGCAGAGCAGAUCAAAGCCCAGGAGAGCUGCUGGCACAAGCAAAAGAAGGAACUGGAGCUGCAGUACUCUGAACUCCUCCUGGAGGUACAGAAGAGGGCACAGAAAUUUCAAGAAAUUGCUGAAAAAAAUAUGGAAAAAUUGACCCGUAUUGAGAAGUCACAUGAACAGUUGGUUCUUGAAAAUUCACACUUCAAAAACUUGUUAUUACAGACUAAAAGAGAACAAACAUCCUUGCUGGCAGCUUGUGCAUUGAUGGCUGGUGCCUUAUAUCCUCUCUAUAGUCGAUCAUGUGCCUUAUCUACACAGAGAGACUUUCUCCAAGAGCAGGUCAACACCUUUGAGUUGUUCAAAUUGGAGGUUAGAACUUUAGCCCAGGCCUUGUCAACUGUAGAGGAAAAGAAACAAGAGGAAGCCAAGAUGAAGAAAAAACCAUUCAAAGGAUUGAUACGAGUAUUCCGGAAAGGUGUUAUUGCAAUUUUGGCAGCAAAUAGACUCAAGCAUUUGGGCCAAUCAUGUGCCUCUCUUUUUACCUGGAUGGAGAAUUUCAAAGAAGGCAUAGGCAUGUUAGUGUGUACAGGAGAGCCCAAAGACAAGCAUAAAUUUCCAAAACAUCAAAAGGAACAGUUACGUUGUUUGCACGCUCUCAGUUGGCUCACCAGUUCUGACCUUCUUGCUGCAAUAGUCACUUCCAUGGCUGAGUUACAGGAAGCUAUUAGUAAAACAGAUCCAAAUUCCAGAAUUUGUGGCCAUUUACUUAUAGGGGCAGCCAAGAAUUCUUUUGCAAAACUCAUGGAUAAAAUUAGUCUGGCAAUGGACAGUAUGCCUUUGCACAGCAAUAGAAGUAUUACAUAUGUAGAAAAAGAUUCCCUGGUUCAGAGGCUGGCUCGUGGACUUCAUAAAGUAAACACCUUGGCCUUGAAGUAUGGGCUAUGUGGCCAUGUGCCCAUUUUGAAAAGCACAGCCUCAUUACAGAAGCAGAUAUUUGGAUUUACACAAAGACUGCAUGCAGCAGAAGUGGAGCGCCGCUCACUGCGCUUAGAGGUCGCAGAAUUCAAACGAAAUGUGAAUGAAAUGAAAAAGGAGCUCGACAAAGCCCAGGGUCUCCAAAUGCAAUUAAAUGAAUUUAAGCAGUCUAAAUUGAUCACCCAUGAGAAGUUUGAAAGUGCGUGUGAAGAACUGAAUAACGCGUUACUUAGGGAACAGCAGGCUCAAAUGCUAUUGAAUGAACAGGCACAGCAACUACAGGAGUUGAAUUAUAGACUUGAGUUACAUUCCAGUGAGGAAGCUGACAAAAACCAAACUCUUGGAGAAGCUGUUAAGAGUCUCUCCGAGGCAAAGAUGGAGCUGAGAAGAAAAGAUCAAUCUCUGCGUCAGCUCAAUAGACAUCUUACCCAGCUGGAGCAGGACAAGCGUCGACUGGAGGAGAACAUCCAUGAUGCAGAGAGUGCCCUCCGCAUGGCAGCCAAAGACAAAGAAUAUGUUGCUAACCAUAUGAGAACAGUAGAAAAUAUGCUUCAUAAGGUCAGAGAUCAGAUCUCGCUGUCACGGACUGCGGCAAGUAGGAAUGACUUCACCCUGCAGCUACCCAGACUGCACCUGGAGACCUUUGCAAUGGAGGGGCUCAAGGGCGGGCCAGAGGUUGUAGCGUGCCAGGCUAUGAUUAAAAGUUUCAUGGAUGUCUACCAACUUGCAAGCACUAGAAUUGCUACGUUAGAAAAGGAAAUGACAUCUCAUCGAAGUCACAUUGCAACCUUGAAAUCAGAACUUCACACAGCUUGUUUACGUGAAAAUGAAAGUUUACCAUCAACAGGAUCACGAGACCAUUCAAAUCUCUCCAUUCCUUCAAGAGCUGCUCUUCCUGCUGACACAAUUGAUGUUGGAGAUUUUUUGCCUUUGAAAGCUGAACUUGAUACAACUUACACUUUCUUAAAGGAGACACUUAUAAAUCCCAUGCCCCUGACAUCAUCUCACUCCUCUCCAGUGACUCUGUCUGCUGCCACCAAGAGACCAACUCAGAUUGGAUUAUGACUUUAUAAAAUAAAAGGGGUGCAAGGAGAGUUAACAGUACAAUUAAAAUUGUCUUGAAGGGGGAUUUUCUUAUCAGUUGAAUUUUGUUUCAGCACAAGUGGUAGUGGGUUUUUAAAAAUUGAGUGAUAUCUUGAUGUGUGCAGGUAUCUGUGUCUCCUUGAAUAAUGAAAUAACAAACUUUUUCUCCCUCUAAGUUUUAUUUAUUAUCACCGUUGCUCAUUUUUAUGUAACAUAUUUUUAAAUGUUAAAGAAUGACACAUUUUGGGUAAUUUCCUUCAGACUUAAAAAAAUCAAUAAGCCAUUUUAGUCUCUAUCUAUCAAAGUUGUUUCAUACUUGUCUAUUUUAAAGCAGGACUGCAAUACUUUAAUAGGAUUGAGAGAGCUAUUUGAAAUGUAUGCCAAUGAUUCCUGUCAUUUCAUGGCAGCCCUGCCAUGGUUCACUGAGCCCCCUCUUCUCUCUUGUCAGCUCAACUGAAGACAAGCAUUUAGUUGCAAACUUUAAGCAGGUUGUGCAAAACAGAAAUGAUGUGACUGCUUCUCCUCCUGCACAAUAAUGUCACUCCUGGUCAAUGUGAGAAGGUCAGGUCGCUCCUUGUAAAGCUACAUGAUACCACUUGCCCAUUUGAACAAGUUAAGUUAACUGCUGAAUCUGGUCCCUGCAGGCAUUGAAAACUCAUCCUUUUAUCAAGUCUGUAUUUGAUAAGAAAGUAGAGCAGUUGUGCUGGGAAGAUUUCUGUGGUGUGUUUAGGCACUUUUUAAGGACAGUUCCCGCUCCAGUACAGCAGGUAAUAUAUUUAGUAUAAGCUGGAAAACUUCAAGGUAAUGACUGUUUUGACCUUCAAAAGAGACUCCUUUUUUGUUUUUGUUGUUGGUAGGACCCAAGAGUGACGCCCAUCUUUGAUGCUGACAGAAUUUAAAACAAGGCCAUUGCCCUGCAUUUUCUGCCUUGUAGCACACAAAAGUAAAAUUGUAUGUCAGGCCGAGAUGUCGGGGAGCUGACAAGAUGCCCCAGUGACAUUUCAGCUAGAAAGAGCAAGUGUCUUGCAACCAAGUGGUCAAAUAUCAAAUAAUAGGUCAAGCAGGAAGGAGCUGAGUUCUAACCACAAAGAGGUUUCUGGUAACUUACUUGACAAGCUUUUGGGCGCUUUGUGGCUUGACAAAGUGAUGUUCUGUUGGGUAUCGCUAGACAGACUGUUCUUUAUCGCCUUCAGAAGAUCAGACAUUGACAUUGAUUAAACUCUUUAACCCUUAAAGGUUAAAUCCUUGCAGUUUGCAUCAUGGUAAGUGAAGAACAAAAGAAUAUUUGUAAUAUAUAUUUGUUUUUGUCUUAAUUAUUUAACUCCCCAGUGGUAUUAACUUCUGAUGUGAACUGUACUUUUAGACAAAGAGUUUUGAUACAAAAAUCCAUCUUUUAUAAUUAUUUCUUAUUAUGGAGUUCUUCAUUAUGGAUACAUUAGAAAAUAACUGUAUGUAUUAUGGAAUUUAUAUUAUCUUAACUUUACAAUGACAUUUAAUUCAAAUGUACCCAACCUCUUAAGUAUUUCUUAUUGGCCUUGGUACAUAAAAUUGGUAUACUAUUUAUGUUAUUAGCCAAAUUAACCAAGUGGUUUAUACCAUCUGAGAUAACAUAGCGCUAUUAUUGUCAUACUUUGUAGCAAUACUGUUUCUUAUCAUACUGGGCCAAUAUAAGCAUUAUAUAAAUCUUCAGAAAGCUGUUUAUGUGAAGUAAAAUUACACCUUUAACCAAAUUUCUCUUAAUUUUUUCCUUGCAAUUCUUUUUACGAACCAGUCUGGGUUUUGAAUACUAGAGAGUAUGCCCUGUGUAAUGCAAUGUAACAUGUAUGAAAGUCAACUUGCAAAUUUAUUGUAACACAGAAAACACUAUUGAUUGUUUUUAUACAGAUCAUAGGACAGUUUUUGCACAUCCUAUACAGUGAUUUAUAUAAAUAUGCAGUGACCAAUCACUGCAUAUUUGAGAUCUAUUUCAUGUUGGCAAGAACGGUUGCUCUGUUUCUGCACAUCCUAUACAGUGAUUAAGAUAUUGUCCAUAUAGAAAUCAAAACAACUUUUUAGUUCAAGUGACAUCAUUGAGUGAGAUGCCAAUUCUCACACUGUAGGAAGAAUGUUACCUGAUAUCACUUACAUGUCUGGGGUGUGUGUGUGUUGAAUCUGUUUCCAGAUCCUAGUAAUUUUAGGGGGGAAAACACUUCUGUAAACUUCCCCUUGACCAGACCUUGGUCUUCCUGCCUUUAUUAAUGGGAUAACACCAGAAAUAAAUAUAUAUGCCUCUGCAUAUAUUUGAGUAUCUGAUUUUACAGAUACAUUUUAUCCAAUGCAUUCUGAACUAUAAAUUUAAAACAAUUAUUAAACCAAAUCAAAGCAUGUCACAUUUAUAACCAACGAGAUGCUAAAGGCUAUGGAGACUGAAGGAUGAGCCUUCGGAGUGAUCAUUAGUAUUCACUACCAAAUAUAGUAAUUUUUAUACCACAUGCUUUUUUUUUCCCAGAAGUCAGACUCAGCAGGAGGAGAAGAUUUAAUGACAUAUCCUAUGGAGAUCUGAGAAACUCUGGACUGCUUCUGAGCACCUCAGUGACCAAUCGCUGCAUAUUUGAGAUCUGUGUUGUGUUGGCAAGGACGGUUGCUCUAUCAGCUUCCUUACAUUCUUAAGAAUGAUGUAUAAAGUAGACUUUUCUUAGGAGAAUGGCUUCAAAUAUUUUUGGAGAGGAAAGGAAGUUUUACUUUACACCUUAGUAUAUGGGUUUUCUUACCUUCUGUGAUCUAGAAAAAAUAUCUGUAUUAUCCAUCACUAUCAAAGGGAUUCUUACUGUUUUGAUACCUAAGUCGUAUUUAUUGGCGCUUUCCCAUCAUUUUUGACAUAAACGUUUUAGAAUGACAUACACAAAUGCAGAGAAAUGCAGGAAAUUGGAAGAAUUGCCAAUUCUCUGAUAAUUUAAUGACAUAAGUAAAUAAACUCAACUAGUAGAAUAAUAACUUUAAUUUACCAAAUGUCUGACUCUUAUUAAACUUGGCAGCACUAUUUAUUCUAUUUAUUUCACAUUUAUAAUAUAUGCUGCUAUCAAGUGCCUAAUGAGAUCAUUAUUAUUUCAUGUUACUUUAUUUACCAGUUAUAUCUGAAUUCAUUCCAUAGACAACACUGAACAAUAGUAAAUUGAUCUUAUUUUUACUAUGCAGUUUUUAUAGUCAAGUUUUCUAAUAUAAAGGGUAAAAAGUAACCAAUAUUUAUUAAGCAACUAUUCCAUGCUAGCUAUUAUAGCAAAACUCUAAUAUUCUCACAAUAAACCUCUUAGGUAUUCAUCUUGUAGGUGAAUAAUUGAGCAUCUAAGAUGUUAAGUGUUUGACUGCCUAAAAUCACACAGAAACUAGUAAUUAGUAAGCCCAUGUCAUUUCCACUUUGCUAGGCCUUCCUAGAAUUCCAGAAGUAAUUAGCAGUCUUUAAGGAGAACAAAAAAUUUUAUAAAUAUUCCUAGUUAGGAAUAAUUUUCAGAAUUAUGUUUUGGUUUGAAAUCUACACCACUUAUCUUUUGACUAGACAAAAUGAAACAAAUCCACCCAUUUGUGUGACUUGUAAUGGGAAGAAUAGUGAUGUUUGUACCUAUAUCUCAAAGGAACCAGUGCUCUGUGGUACUAUGCUCAGUGUCUCUAGCUUGGGCUCGGAGACUACAUGGACCCUCUCAGCACAGACCCUCAGUUGAAGGAUAUUGGAGAAAGCCAGCCUGACCAAGCCGGAACUUCCCAAUGGAACGUAAUGACAUCCGGUGAGUAAAGCUGGUCAAAAAAGCAUUAACAUGUGUACCUCCUAGACUGGAGAUGGGGAUUUUAAAAUAUAUUUUUUGGGACUGAUGUGGUAGACUGAAUAAUGGCCCCAAAGAUAACCCUGUCCUAAUCCUUGGAACUGGUGAUGUUACCUUAUAUGGCAAAGGGUCUUUGCAGAUGUGAUUAAGAGUCUUGUGAUGGGACAUUACCCUGGAUAAGCUAGGUGGGCCCUAAAUGCAGUCACAAAUGUCCUUAUAGGAGAGGGAGGCAGAGGAUAUUUGACUGCAGAAGGAAAAGUUGAUGUGAUAAUAAUGGAGGCAGAGAUUGGAGCAAAGGCUUUGAGGAUGGAGGACAGAGCUGUGAGCUAAGGAGUCAAGGACUGCAAGAAGCUAAAAAAGGCCAAGAAACAGAUUCUCCUCUCAAGGGUCCAGAAAGGUAAGAGAAUUAACUUGUGUUGUUUUAAACCACAAGUUUGUUACAGCAGCCAUGGGAAACUAAUAUGAUCAGUGAACUUUCAGUGUUUUUGUUGAAAGCCUAGUACCUUAACCUUUUAAUAUUUGCUAACAGAAAAAAAAAAGCAUUUUUUCUUUUAUUUUAUCUUGAUCGGUUGCCUCCAUAAUUUGAAAUUCCCAUUUUUUUUUUUUUUUUUUAGGUUUCUAUUUUAUACUCCUGGCUUCUGAAUAUAAUAAGUAGUGAUGGCACAAUUGGGAAAUUCUGUUGCCAUCAUUUUUGAUAAUUUUAAGUUAACUUGUGAUUUCAAUGUGUAUUCUAAUAUCUACAGUUUUAAUAAGGUAUCAUGCUUUAAAUGUAUCAGGUUUAUUUUAAAAAUCUUUUUAUUUGAUUUCCUCUCUUGUUGGCAUAUUUUUAUAGCUUUCUUACAAAAGAAAUUCAAACUUGCAAUGAUUUAUGUUAAUCAUAGCUUAAAAUAAUGAUUUGGAAUUUGUAAAUCAUAGCUUAAAUGGGCCAGAUCAUUUUUCUUUACUAUUUACCCACAAGAUCAACAUAUGUCCCUGGUCAUUUAUCCAUGCUUUUUAUUAUAAUUUAAGUGCAAGAAUUUUAGUAAUUGCCACAAAUAAUGAAAUCUUCAAGAAUUUUUAUUGUAUAAUAUUUGAGUAUGUUUUAUAUUUGCUUUGGUGAAAUCAUAUAGUUUUUAAAAAAUGGUCUAGUUCAAUGAGAGCAAUUUUAAUGGAAAAGAUUGUGUUCAAUAUAAUGAAACCAUAAUAUCGCAGACCUAAACCAAGAAUGUUAACAUAUUUCAAGUAUAGAAAAAACAAAAGCAAACAAAUAAAAAAACUCCAAGUUUUGUAAGGAACACAUCCAUCCCUCCUGGUUAAAUGAGACAUAAGUAUGUACAUUUACGUAAUGGUAGAAGUGCGUCAUCUUUUCUCUUGAACUUUAGUAAUGUAUUAUGUCUCUUUUCUGGCUGUGGAAUGUGUUGUCAUACCCAGUUAUCAGAUGUCCUAGGAGUUCCUACCAUGGGUGCUUAUGUAUUUCCUCUGAACCACUCGCUGCAGAAGCCUUUCUGGUUUGUUUGUUUUAAGUAGAGCUGAUUCCCAAACAGGUCUCCCAAGCUGUAUCUUCUGUGAAAAUUAAAUUUCCAUUGACAUCUUAAAUGGAAAAAUUUGUUCAUAAUCUUUGUAGUAGUGAGACCUAAUUGAUAUUGCAUGCUGUAAAUUGUAAAAUAUCUGGAUACAGCAUGAGGAGAUAACUCAAAACAGAGUUUUGUUCUUUCCUCCAAAUUAUCUUGUGUGUGGGUUAGAAGCUCAAGCAUAGGUUUUUUCAAGUACUGACCUUAAUGCUGGUCAUGCAGUAGAAGCCCCAGGUAGGUUUUGAAAACUACUGGGUUAAUGUUAUCU
This is a messenger RNA of Sus scrofa (pig), 10089 nucleotides long. RefSeq names its product coiled-coil domain containing 171 (gene CCDC171). The record is from RefSeq and is a predicted model, not a curated record. Lineage: Eukaryota; Metazoa; Chordata; Mammalia; Artiodactyla; Suidae.